AUGAUAUGGCUUUUCGCGCUUUUUCUGAUCGUGGCUCCUGUCCUGGGCCGGAGCAUUGAGCCUGAUCGCGCCACGCAUGAUCAGCAAACAGAACCAGAUUCCGACUCGAAGGGUGAUCAGAUCAGUAACCCAUCCACAAGGAACUACACUCUUGUCGAUAGAUGCAAGAACUACGUUAUCGCUUCCGGCGACUCUUGUCAGUCCAUUUCAAAAAGCAACCGGAUUUCCUUGGCCGCUUUGACAUCUUACAAUAAGGACACCUGGGGAUGGACUGGAUGUAAGACUUUGGCCAAAGACACCAGAAUCUGUGUGGGAAAAGGCGCUCCACCAAUACCAAAGACCAACUCGAACGCACAAUGUGGUCCCACGAAACCUGGCGUUUCAUUCCUCACGCCAUACCUCUACAAAGGCAAGCUGGCCGACAUGAACCCUUGUCCUCUCAACGCCUGUUGUGAUACCGAAGGCCAAUGCGGUUACACAUCCACAUUCUGCAAAAUGAAGCCCGGGACAGGCACUGGAUGUAUCAGCAAUUGCGGCACUAUUGUAAAGAAACAAAGGCCGCCAAAGGACACGAUCACGUUAGGGUUCUUUGAGGGAUGGGCGUAUGCCCGGGGCUGUGCAAACAUGAAGGCAAAGGAUAUCGACACGUCCAAAUACUCGCACAUGGCGUGGGCAUUCGCAAAUGUCGGACAGGACAAUUCAAUAAUCGUCACAGACCAAGAGCAAUACAAGGACUUUCUUGCUCUACCGAAGGUCAAGAAGAUUAUGUCGAUCGGAGGCUGGGCAGCCAGAGACGCCUUGCAUGCAGCUACCCGACCAGAGAAUCAGGAGUCGUUUGCGAACAAGAUUCUUGACUUUCUCAAUGCAAACAAAGAACUUGAUGGGGUCGAUAUCGACUUCGAAUUCCCCGAUAAUGCUGAACAGGCUGGCUGGUUUCUUUCUUUUCUUCGACAACUGCGUUCGAAGUUGCCUUCAUCCAAAUCACUUUCCAUUGACAUCCCCGCUGCAUAUCAGAAGCUUUCACAUUAUCCUCUCAAGGAACUGGCUGACACGGUGGACUACAUGAUCGUGAUGAGCUACGACUACUUCUCACACAACGAUUACAAUUACGGUGUCUACACCCCUGACGACGGCUGCCCCCAUGACCACUGCCUUCGCAGCCACGUCAAUGUCACACAGACCACUUCCACCAUGAGUCUACUCACUUAUCACGCCGGAGUACCCGCGUCGAAGCUCGUCUUGGGCGUCGCAAGCUACGCCAAAGGUUUCGUGCUCAACGAUGCCGCAUGCACAGACCCCAAUAACCCAGUAUGUACCUACAAGCCAGAUGGGCCAUUCAAAGGCUGUCUUGGAGAAGCCGGCGUCUUGUCAAUGAACGAGAUCAACUCUAUCAUCUCGGCGAAGCAACCAGGGACUUUCACGUCUUAUGAUGUUGCUAGUGAUUCCAAUUUCCUGGUGUACAAUGCUGCAACCGAGAAGGAUUCCGCACCUGUGGCGCAGUGGUAUGGUUAUAUGGAUCGGAAGGUCCUUGAGAGCAGGAAGAAGCUUUAUUCGAGUUGGGGUGCUCGAGGAACGGUGGAAUGGGCGACCUCUAUGGAGUAG
Dissoconium aciculare CBS 342.82 is the source of this 1602-nucleotide messenger RNA. RefSeq names its product glycoside hydrolase family 18 protein. The transcript has a single exon. The record is from RefSeq and is a predicted model, not a curated record. The coding region runs from base 1 to 1602 and encodes 533 amino acids. Gene Ontology annotation, molecular function: hydrolase activity, hydrolyzing O-glycosyl compounds; chitin binding. NCBI's taxonomy places the organism in Eukaryota, Fungi, Ascomycota, Dothideomycetes, Mycosphaerellales, Dissoconiaceae. Gene Ontology annotation, biological process: carbohydrate metabolic process.